Messenger RNA from Lactuca sativa (garden lettuce), 627 nucleotides. RefSeq lists its product as uncharacterized. The record is from RefSeq and is a predicted model, not a curated record. NCBI's taxonomy places the organism in Eukaryota, Viridiplantae, Streptophyta, Magnoliopsida, Asterales, Asteraceae.
AUGUUGGAGAAAACGUACUCCACAUUUCAUGCAACAAACAUUACCUUGAUGCAACAAUAUCGGUUGCAAAAGCUCACAAAAUAUUCUGAAUUGAAUGCAUGCUUACUUGUUGCAGAGCAAAACAAUGAGCUCUUAAUGAAAAACCAUGAAUUUCGUCCAACAAUAUCAGUAGCACUUCUUGAAGCAAAUGCUACAAAUACAGAUGGUUAUCGAAACUAUACAUGUGGACGAGGACGUGGCUGUGGUCUAGGACGAGGACGUGGCUAUCUUAAUCGAAACCAAAGCCAUAAUCAUAACCAUAAUUUUGGUCGUGGACAAGGUAAUAAUCGUGGUCGUGGCCAGAAAAGAAAUAAUUGCCAAUAUUUACAAAGAAACAAUAUCCAUUCACAAGAAAAGGCCAAAGUAGCAAGGCAUGAUGUUGGGACAUCACAAAAAUCUUUUGGUUCAUGUUAUAGAUGUGGUAGCACAGGCCAUUUGUCAAGGACCUACCACACACCUGCACAUCUUUAUCAACUUUAUCGAGAGUCCAUUAAAGGAAAAGGAAAAGAAGUAAACCUCAUUGAUAAUGUUGAAUGCACUCCGCUAACUGUUGCUGAUUUCUGCAAUGACAUGGAAGACAUAAACUAA